Molecule: messenger RNA, 978 nt
Organism: Symbiodinium sp. CCMP2592
Lineage: Eukaryota; Dinophyceae; Suessiales; Symbiodiniaceae
Source: the annotation of a GenBank genome assembly
AUGGCUGCCGACUUGACUCCAAACGUGGUUACCUCGAUUGCAGGUUACCUCUCAGAGGAGUGGCGGCCCUCGGCGUCUGCAGGAGAUCGCCUUUCCCCCGGCAAGGGGGCGGCGAAGAAGGCGCCCCUUGUGGCUGCAGGACUGGGGGGUUUGGCUUUGGCGGCUGCAGCGCAGCGUCGCCGGCCGCGGAAGCCGUGCUGCUGCCCUCGUGGAGCUCUUGGGGCCGCAGGCCCCGCGCCCGGGAAGCGGUGCGGGGAGCUGGUGACGCUGUCUGGAGGUCUGGAGGCUUACGUGGUGGGCAGGGGAAACAAGCGAGCAGUGGUCGUCGCCUGCGACAUCUUCGGCAUUCACAUGGGCCGAAACAAGGAGAUCUGCGACUCCCUUGCAGAGGAGGGCUUUCUCGUCGUUUUGCCGGACUUCUUUAGGGGCGCGUACGAGGAUGUGGGCUCCGAUCCAGGUUUCUGGGAGAUGCUGCGUCAGGCACCAACGGUGCUCACGCCCCUGAAUACUCCCUGGGCGGAUGUGGAGCAAGACCUGGAGGUGAGCGUGCUCCCAUUCUUGGAGGAGCAAGGGUGUGCGGAGAACGCCGGCGUCCUUGGCUUCUGCUGGGGUGCCUGGGUGGUAGCUCAUGGCUGCGCACGCUUUGGCUUCCGCUGCGGUGCCAUGGCGCACCCCAGCAUACACAAUUUGACGCUGCGCUGGGGCGAAGACGAGGAGGCGCUCUUGUCCGGGAUCAACGUCCCCCAGCUGGUGCUGGCAAGCAAGGAUGAACCGGACACCUGGAAGCCCGGCGGCCGUGCGGAGAGGGUGCUGAAGUCUGAGACUAGCAUCUUCAAGGAGUUUCCUUCCAUGAGCCACGGCUUCGUCCCGCGUGGGGAUCUCAAGGACAGCCAGGUGGCCUCCGAUGUCGCAAGAGCGAUGGAGUACAUCAAAGGCUUCCUGUGCAAGCACCUGCCGCGGGAAGUGUCGCAGACCUGA